AUGGACAUGUUCGGAGCCGAUAAACGUGACAAUCGAUUAGGAUGUAAAAAGUGCGGCUUUCAAGGACAUCUUACUUAUCAAUGUCGAAAUGAACAGGCUAGAAAGCCAAUUAUCGCUGGACAAGAAUCCAGUAGCGAGGAAGAGGAAUUUAUCAGUCCUUUAAAGAGAUUAGAUCAAAUGGAACGUGAGCAGGCAAUUGAGAAACAAAAAAAGGCAAUAGAAAAACUGAAAAUGGAAAAAGAAAAGCGAAAGAGAAGGAAAUCCAGCAGUUCAUCAUCAUCAAGCAGCAGUUCUUCGUCAUCAAGUAGCAGUUCAUCGUCAUCAAGCAGCAGUUCAACAUCCAGUAGCUCAUCAGACGACCACAAAAAGAAGAAAAGAAAGCGAAAACACAGCAGCAACAAAAAGAGAAAGUCCAAAAAGACCCAGAAAAAGAGGAAACAUAAAAAAUAA
Chironomus riparius is the source of this 450-nucleotide messenger RNA. NCBI's taxonomy places the organism in Eukaryota, Metazoa, Arthropoda, Insecta, Diptera, Chironomidae. The record is from the annotation of a GenBank genome assembly.